Molecule: messenger RNA, 352 nt
Organism: Staurois parvus
Lineage: Eukaryota; Metazoa; Chordata; Amphibia; Anura; Ranidae
Source: the annotation of a GenBank genome assembly
UCAUGCUGCUUGCCAAGUCCAGAGUCUCUCAUGGGUCCCUGUACGGAUCCUCCCAUUGCUGCUGUCUCCAUCGCCACACUCUGCCAUGUGCCACUUUCAGGUCUCCUCACACUGCUGGUGUGUUCCAUUUUUUUGUCAUAGGGUGCUGGCAGAUUACGGGCCUCCCAUAGCUGCUGCCAGGCCCCUAAUCUGCCAUGGGCCCCCUAUACCGCCGCCUCCUCAUGCUGCUGCCAAGUCCAGAGUCUCUCAUGGGUCCCUGUACGGCCUCCCAUUGCUGCUGCCUCCAUCGCCACACUCUGCCAUGUGCCACUUUCAGGUCUCCUCACACUGCUGGUGUGUGUUCCAUUUUUUG